Molecule: messenger RNA, 4462 nt
Organism: Myxocyprinus asiaticus (Chinese sucker)
Lineage: Eukaryota; Metazoa; Chordata; Actinopteri; Cypriniformes; Catostomidae
Product: protocadherin-18-like
Exons: 4
Coding region: 320-3802 (1160 amino acids)
Biological process (GO): homophilic cell-cell adhesion
Cellular component (GO): plasma membrane
Molecular function (GO): calcium ion binding
Source: RefSeq, a predicted model, not a curated record
GAGCACACACACGCACACACACACACACACACACACACACACACACACACACACACACAAGGAGCUGCGCCUCCCACACACACGCGCACCAACUCACACACAGCCAGACGAAGAGAAGGAAAGUGGAUGAGUGCACCACAUCAGUCUACGGGUGCAAUACAACAUCGAAGUCCUAAUGCUUUCUUCGAGGCUUUCUUCUAUAUGCGUUUUGCUUGAACUCUAUGCACAACUAUAAGGAAUUAACAUGCUUUAAUUUUAACUAAACAAUUCACCAGCCAGUUUUCUCUGCGCGUGGAAUAAGUUUGUCGCGGCUUCAAAGAUGGGAACAACUAAAUACUCUGAAAGGAAUGUUCUAUUUUGCAAGACGCUCCUGAAACUCAUACUUUUGGUGGCCGUGGCGCACAAUGUUUCAGGUAAGACUUUAAAAUAUAGAGUUUUAGAGGAGCAGAGAGUUGGCACGGUGAUCGCAAGACUGAAAGAGGACGUAGCCGGCAUCCUAUCCAAACUCCCGAGCUCCGUGUCCCCGCGGUUCCGCGCGAUGCAGAUGGGCAGCACUCCGCAACUUUCCUUGCGCGAGGAGGACGGCGAGAUCAGUAUCGCGACCAAAAUAGACCGGGAGAAGCUCUGCGAGAAAAACUUGAACUGCACUAUCGAGUUCGACGUGAUCACUCUUCCCACGGAAUACCUCCAUUUGUUUCAUAUUCAAGUGGAAGUGCUGGACAUCAAUGACAAUGCGCCGCAGUUCUCGCGCGCCAUCAUCCCCAUAGAGAUCUCUGAGAGCGCAUCGGUGGGCACGCGCUUUCCUUUGGACAGCGCUGUGGACCCGGACGUCGGAGAAAACGCGCUACACACGUACUCGCUCACACGUAAUAACUUUUUCAAAAUCGAUAUCAGGACGCGCACGGAUGGCGCGCGGUACGCGGACCUUGUUGUGAUGAGGGAACUGGACAGGGAGACACAGUCCAGCUACCAGCUGCAGCUCACAGCCUCAGACUCUGGCGUACCGCCAAAAUCUGGCUCAACUCUGCUUAAAAUCAGCAUUUCCGAUUCCAACGAUAAUAGCCCAGCGUUUGACGAGCAGGCUUAUGUGGUCAAUCUACUGGAAAAUUCAGCACUGGGGACACUGCUGGUGGACCUAAACGCCACAGACCCGGAUGAAGGCAAUAACGGCAAAAUAGUGUACUCUUUCAGUAGUCAUGUGCCACCAAAAAUCCUGGAGACCUUUAAAAUUAACCCAGAAAAUGGCCACAUCACUCUGAUUAAGAAAGUUGACUAUGAGACCACUUCAUCAUACGAGAUAGAUGUCCAGGCUCAGGAUAUGGGUCCAAAUUCCAUUCCAGGCCACUGUAAGAUAAUCAUCAAAGUGGUUGAUGUCAACGAUAACAAGCCAAAAAUCAACAUCAACCUUAUGACCCAGGGCAAAGAGGAGGUGGCCUACAUCUCGGAGGCAUCCCCUGUUGAUACUUUUAUCGCAUUAGUGCGUGUGGAUGACAGCGACUCAGGUCUAAAUGGAGAGGUUGUGUGCCGACUCCAUGGCCAUGGGCACUUUCGCUUGCAGAAGACCUAUGAGAACAACUACAUGAUUCUUACUAAUGUAUCUCUGGACCGUGAAAAACGCUCUGAGUAUAGCUUGACGGUGAUUGCGGAAGACCGUGGCUCACCAAGUCUAUCCACCAUCAAACACUUCACAGUGCAGGUGCAGGAUGAAAAUGACAACCCCCCACGCUUUGAAAAGAGCCGGUAUGAAAUCUUCAAGUCGGAAAACAAUUCGCCUGGAGCAUACCUGACCUCAGUGGUGGCCACCGAUCCAGAUUUGGGCUCUAAUGGACAGGUGACCUACUCCAUUGUGGAGAGCCAGGUUCAAGGAAGCUCCAUUUCAACAUAUGUGACAAUUGACCCAUCCAACGGGGCUGUGUAUGCGCUCCGGAGCUUUGAUCGAGAGGAAGUGGGCCAGCUCUUGUUUACUGUGCAGGCUCGGGACGGUGGGGACCCUUAUCCUUUGAGCAGCAAUGCCACCGUUCUGCUCACUGUAUUAGAUGAAAAUGACAACCCGCCCAUCAUUGUUUCUCCAUUGCUGAGCAACCACACUGCUGAGGUGCCACUAUGGAGGCAUGCUGAGCCUGGUCAUCUGAUAACAAUUAUCAAGGCAACAGAUCGUGAUGCUGGGGCCAACAGUGAGCUGACUUGCUCCAUCAUUGGUGGUAAUGAUGACGCACUUUUUGUCUUUGACCAACGAAGAUGUGAGUUACGCACCAAUGGAAGUGUUGAGGCCACAGGCCAUGAGAGAUUUGAUCUUGCAAUCCUGGUGCAAGACAGAGGAGCCUCUACUCGGCUUUCAGCAAGGGCCAUUCUCCAUAUUAGCCUGAAGGACUAUCCAGAGAGUUACUCACUAAACCCUUCAGACCUAAACAACAAAUCUACAUUAGAUGUUUCAAUGAUCAUCAUCAUCUCCCUUGGUGCCAUCUGUGGUGUGCUUCUCAUCGUUAUGGUGAUGUUUGCCACCCGGUGCUCAAGAGAGCAGAAGGACCCCAGACAUUCCUACAACUGCAGAGUGGCUGAGUCCACCUACCAAAACCACCCCAAAAAACCUGCCCGGCAAAUCCACAAGGGAGACAUCACAUUGGUCCCUACAGUUAACGGGACCCUUCCUGUGAGGGCUCACCCCCGCUCCCCUUCAGCCUCACCUGCGCCAGAGAGCCGCCAGAGCCACCACAGCCACCAGUCACUCAACAGCCUGGUCACCAUCUCCUCCAAUCAUGUGCCAGAGAACUUUUCUCUCGGACUAGCCCAUGCCACGCCACCUGUGGAGCAAGUCUCACAGCUUCUGUCCAUACUUCAUCAGGGCCAGUACCAACCCAGACCCAGUUUCCGUGGCAACAAAUACACCCGGAGCUACAGGUAUGCUUUAAAUGAGAUGGAUAAAUUCAGCCUGAAGGACAGUGGAAGAGGGGAUAGUGAGGCAGGAGACAGCGAUUGUGAGAUGGGUAGGGAGUCCCCUCUGCUUGGAGAAGGCUUCAGUGAACUCUUUACCCCUGAUGGACAUCACCGACUGCAUCCAGCAAUGAAGCUGUGCACCGAAGAGUGUCGUGUCCUCGGUCACUCGGACCAAUGCUGGAUGCCUCCGCUGCCUUCCCCAGCAUCCUCUGAUUACCGUAGCAACCUCUACAUCCCCGGAGAGGACCCCCAGCAGAAAACUGCCCCAGAAGCACCACAGUCUGGAGAGUCAACAUUAAGGAAAAAGAGUUUCUCCACCUUUGGCAAGGAAAGCGAGGAGGGAGAGGGGGAAGCAGGUGAUGGGGAAGACCUGUGUGGAACAACAUCUCUGCUGUCUGAAAUGAACAGCGUGUUCCAAAGGCUCCUCCCCUCUUCGCUGGACACUUAUAGUGAGACCAGUGAAACUGAAAAGCCAUUGGUCUGUGCUGCAGGUGUGGGAUCCCUGGAAAGAAGGAAAGGUCACCUGCCUGGCAAACCAAACUCUGCCACCUACCAACAGGGUGUCGCCGUUUGGGCCGCUAAUACGCAUUUCCAAAAUCCUGGACAUGGUCAUGCCCCUGCUAGUCACAUUACGGCACUGGUGGCUCCGCUUCCCGCCCCUCUGCCAGCUCCCAUGUCAACAUCAGCUUCCUCCUCAAAAUGGCUGCCUGCAAUGGAGGAAAUCCCAGAGAAUCACGAGGAAGAUGAGUUAGAGUCUGUGCUGAGUCAUCUGCAUGGAAAGCGCUGUGACAGUCGUAGCGAAAUUAUGGACGCCAGUGAGCUCGUAGCAGAGAUCAACAAACUCCUUCAAGAUGUUAGGCAGAGCUAAAGACUGAAAUCUCUCUCUCUCUCUCUCUGUCUCUCUCUCUCUCUCUCUCUCUACAAUAAAAGAAAAAAAAUUAGAUGAGAGGAAAAAAUUGUAAAUGAUAUGAAAACAAAAACAGAAAAACACAGAGACAUGCAAUUGUCAUUAAAGUUGCAUUUCUGGAUGUAAUGUGUUUUGUGAAUGCUAAUUAUCCAAAUUAUGUUUGUAUUUUCUGGUUUUUGGCCACAGUGUACACAUAAUGUGAGUGUAUUUAUCUUUGUAUUUUGAAAAUACUAUUUGUAGUCUUUAUAUUUAUAUAAGUGUAUAUACAUAAGUUUAAAAAAAUGUACAUAAAGCUAUCAGAUUUCUAUUUUUAUAUAUGCAUGUUGGGAAAAUAAUCAAGAUCAACAUGCCUUGGUGUACAUAUUCUUAUUUAUGAAAACAAAACAAAAACAACAACAACAACAAAGUUUUUGUUUCCUUUUUUCAAUGGUAUUGUUAUAUAUGAGCAUAAUAUAAGUACAUGAAUAUGAUUGAAUAUGUGUUAUUUGGUGGGGUGGGACAGGUUACUGAAAGCAUGUUUUGGGGUUGGGAGCGGUAUUUAUAAUGUGUAUUCUUUGUGUCAAGUGCUGAUUUACUUUAAACAAAUGGCAAAAAUAAAGAGAACUGCAGAUAUGUCACAUA